Molecule: messenger RNA, 856 nt
Organism: Drosophila bipectinata
Lineage: Eukaryota; Metazoa; Arthropoda; Insecta; Diptera; Drosophilidae
Gene: anox
Product: acyl-CoA-binding domain-containing protein anorexia
Molecular function (GO): protein binding; fatty-acyl-CoA binding
Source: RefSeq, a predicted model, not a curated record
GUAAUGUCCGACAGCGAUUCGGAUCCGGAGGAGGAGCUGUUCUAUCGCGCCACCCAGCACGUGGCUGGGAAUACCUCCUCCCUGGCCGCCGCAGAUCUGCUUGAGUUCUACGGCUAUUACAAGCAGGCCAUCGACGGACCCUGUACGGAGCCCAGUCCCAGUAUACUUCAUAUGAAGGCGCGAAACAAGUGGCAGGCUUGGCACAAUCUCGGCAAGAUGACCGCCACAGAAGCACGACGGGCGUAUGUCCAGAAGCUGCAGAAACUACAGCCCGAUUGGCGCAAGAAGUCGUCCCGGAAUACAGGAUGGGUGGUGCAUUCCAUUGAGUCGGUACCUCUGGAAGAUCAGCGUCCGGAGAGCGAGAAGACCCUCUUCGACUAUGUCAAGGAGAACAACUUGGCGCGUCUGAGGGAGCUUUUGACGCCGCCAGACAUCCAGGAACUGGACGAGUACGGCAUGGCCCUUAUCCACUGGGCCACUGACCGCAAUGCCGUCGAUAUUAUUGAGUUCCUGGUGAAGAGCGGCGCCAGUGUGAACCAGCGGGAUGCAGAACAACAAACGCCAUUACACUACGCCGCCAGCUGUGGCCACGUGGAGGCCCUGCGCUGCCUGCUGGAUCUCCAUGCCAACCCGACCCUGUGCGACUCCGAAGGACAAACCUGCGUGGACGUGGCCGACGACGAGCAGAUCUGCACUGUGCUCCGCUUAGAAAAGGAUCGCUUGCAGGCAUCCGCGUCGUAACAGCAUCCUAAAAUUAUAGAUCGAUAGAUUCCACUUUCCCCUCUCAAAAACCACUGUAUCAUUAUGUUUGUUUGAACAAAUUUUACCACAAAUUACAAUGUGUAUUACGGGUAAA